AUGUCGCCGCAGCCUAUAAAGCCCCGUUCAAUUGCAAGCUGUUCAAUUACAACCCGAAUCCUGCUUGUCAGUGGUGCUUCAUUUUUUCUCCGGUUUGAUUCAUCUUACUUUCCCCGUGGAAGAAAGGAACUCAUGAAUAUGGCUUAUACACGGAUAGUAUUUGUAGCUAUUACAGUUUGUUUACUACUUGUCAUUCCCUGUGCACUGUCUGCAAGUUUUACCUGUAUUAACAAGGGAGUGGAUGGUGCACAUGCUACCAACUAUGCAACGUGUCCAUCAGGUUACGAGGUCACUGGAUGUAGCUGUGGUUACAGAUGCGGUUCAUAUUCAAUUCAAUCUCUGGGAGAUGGAAGAUCUAGAUGCUAUUGUCACAUUGGAUGUAUGAGUGGCAAUCGUGCAAUUGACUGGACCUCGGCAAGAUGUUGCAGAGUACAACCUCAGUGAAUGAUAGAAAAGAUGACAUUAUACCAUUCACCGAAUCUUUAUCUAGUCGCUUUUUCCAAACCAUGUCUUCAGUUUAUUGACAUGCGUUGAAUUACUUGUGGCUCACUUGUAAAUACAACUGUUUUAAAACAAAGAAUAUAUGCAAUUUACGUAAGGUAGCAACAGGAUAAAACGAUUUAGUAAUUGAUCUGUUAUUAUUCCACAAUUGUGUUUUUGUUUUUUUAUUCCGACUAUUAAACCACUGAAUUAUCGGUAA
Messenger RNA from Saccoglossus kowalevskii, 700 nucleotides. RefSeq names its product resistin-like gamma. Gene Ontology annotation, molecular function: hormone activity. Lineage: Eukaryota; Metazoa; Hemichordata; Enteropneusta; Harrimaniidae. Gene Ontology annotation, cellular component: extracellular region. The record is from RefSeq and is a predicted model, not a curated record.